GCUGCAUUUUGUCGGAUGUCAUUUGUCAAUGGUCGUGCUGAAUAGGAUUUUAUGUGAUUGUUUUUCGAAUAUUAUUACUAUUAUUUACAUUAGCCUAGGUGAAAACCUCUGUUUUUAAUUCAUAAAUAUGGCAGAAGCCAGAAGUGCUGUUGGUGAACCUAUUGUUCAUGCACUAGAUGAAGAGGAAUCGAAUUCAUAUUUGGCAGCUUUGAACGAAUUUCGACGUUCGACAAGACGGAGGUUCUUUCGCACAAGGAAUCAAAUCAAAAAUGGAAUGUGGCCAACAUCAUGGUGGAAUCUUGGUGUAACUGUUGCAUUAGUAUCCAUAGUGAUAGUGACUGAUCUUGAUAUAUUCAAAGGAAUUAACAGACGACUAUGGGCUUUCGGAGAAUACUUCUAUAUAACCAAUGCGCCUCCAUAUUUUUAUUUAAAGGUUUUAAUUUUAUCAUGGCUUUUUGGAAUCUUCUUCUUCAUAAUUGUGUUGUAUGUUAGACGUUAUCUACUUCGACUUCUCUUGGCAUACAAGGGCUGGCUGUAUGAGCCACCAACAAAGCAAUCAUGGAUAACAUUGCUAUGGGGAGCUGCAAUGAGGCUAAUCACUGGACCAAGCCCAUCAACCUUCAGUUGUCAACAGAGUCUACCACGCAUGCCGGUGCCAUGUUUACCAGCAACCAUCAGAAAGUUCAUGAAAUCUAUAAAACCACUAGUUAGCCAAGAGCAGUAUGAACAAUUUAAAAGGGAAGGCAAGGAGUUUGAACAAAAAGUUGCUCCUAAGCUUCAAAAUUUCCUCCACUUGAAAAGUUGGUGGGCUCAGAAUUAUGUAACAGAUUGGUGGGAGAAAUAUGUCUACCUGAUGAAUCGAUCACCAAUCCACAUUAAUUGUAAUUAUUACGGUCUUGAUAAUGUUAUAUGGAAACCAACUGAAUUCCAAUGUGCUAGAGCUGGUGCUGUCGCACACAUGCAUAUGUGUUUUAAGAGGCUACUGGAGCGGGAGCAACUACCUGCGAUGCGUAUACGUAACACUAUAUCUGUUUGUAUGUCCCAAUACGAGCGUGCUUAUGGCACAACCAGGAUUCCAGGAGAGGAAAUUGAUGAUUUGGUUCACGUGGACUCUUCACAAUCAAAGCAUAUUGUUGUGAUGAGGAAAGGGAUAUACUACAAGGUUGACAUGAUGGACAAAAAGGGGCAACUACUGUCUCCAAAAGUGCUAGAAGGUAUCAUGGAAUGGAUCAUUGAGGAUGCAGACAAGCAACAAGAAUCAGAAUCUGCAACAGCUGGGGCAAAUCUUGCUGCAUUGACAGCUCUGAAGCGUGCUGAUUGGGCAAAGAUCCGCAAGGAAUAUCUGUUGCAUGGGGUCAAUCGAGAAUCUAUGGAGAAAAUAGAAAAGGCAGCUUUUGUGCUUACUCUGGAAACAGUGUCACCAGAGAGCAUGGAAGAUAGAAGCAGAUACAUGAUUGGUGGGAAUGGUACGAGUAUGUGGUUUGACAAAUCAUUAUCUUUAUGUUUCUUUGCGAAUGCAAGAUACGGUUUCAAUGCGGAACAUUCCUGGGCGGAUGCACCUGUUGUCGCCCACAUGCAGGAAUUCUGUAUGACAGAAGAGGUGCUUGGAGAUCUCUAUGAUAAGGAAGGUCAUUGCAAGGACGUAGUGGGAGUUAAACAAGCUACAUAUAAACUGCCCUCUAUGUUGGUGUGGGAAGUAAACGAACCCUUUGCAGGCCACAUUGAAAGGGCAAGGAAUUUUGCCAUCCAGAAUAACAGUGACUUGGAUUUAUGUGUAGAGGUUCAUGAGGAUUAUGGGAAGGGUUUCAUCAAAAAGUGUAAGGUGAGUCCUGAUGCCUACAUACAAAUUGCCCUCCAAUUAGCAUACUACAAGGAUGCUGGAAAAUUCGCUCUUACAUAUGAAGCCUCCAUGACUCGCCUGUAUCGAAUGGGACGGACUGAAACCGUACGAUCACUUACGCCAGAGAGCUGUCAGUUUGUAAAGGGAAUGGUGGAAGAUAAUCGUUCAGAUGAGGAAAAGGUGCGACUUCUCCAUGAAGCAGCCAAAGUUCAUGUGCAAUUAUACAAAGAUUCAAUGAGUGGCCGUGGGGUUGACCGACAUCUGUUUGCACUUUACGUCCUCUGUAAAGGAUUUAAUCAGGAAAGUGAUUUCUUACAUCAUGCACUAACGAUGCCCUGGACUUUAUCAACAAGUCAAACACCACAGCAACAAAUGCCGUCUAGCCCCAAAAUUGACUAUGCAAAUCGAGACAAAGCUUGCCCUGGAGGUGGUUUUGGCCCAGUGUCUGAUGAAGGCUAUGGUAUAUCCUACAUGUUUCCCGAAGAGUCGAUGAUUUUCUUUCACGUGUCAUCCAAGAAGUCUUCUCCGUUAACAGAUUCUCGACGGAUGCAACACAAUAUAUGUGAAGCCCUAGCAGACAUGAAGAAACUUUUUCAGAGUGUGGAAUAAGAUAAUAAUUAGAGUUUGAUACAGUUUUUCUGGUGUUUUAAAAUUUUAACGCAAUUUGUUAAGAAAUGCAAAAAAAUGUUCCAUUUUAAAAAUAUGUUGUAAAAUAAAUAAUACUGGUUGGUGCAUAUUAAGUAUUUUAAAAGAAAUUUCAGUAAAUAUGACAAUUCAAUUCUUGCUUUAGCAUGUGCUCUGUAAGAUUGAUAUUACAACAGGGUCUUUGUUACUGUAUGAUGUGUUUUUGUAAAAUUCAUUAAAUAUGUGUGUUUAUAUGACUAAAUUAUUGUAAUGUUGGAGAUAUUUAAACAUGCCUGAUAUGGAUAGCCCUUAGCACAAUUAGCCUUACAUGAUUUCUUUUGAUUAUUCUCAUUAAUUUAAUUAGAUUACAUACACAUUAAUAAAAAGUAUGAGUCGUCCAUACUAGUGUGUUAAAUAAUAUGUAAUUAUAAUAUAGGUGCCUUCCAUACACUAGUUAGAAAUUAUUGAACAAAGUAGGGACAUUGUUUGUCUGCACUAAUCUCUUGUAAGUAACUAUCUAGAUCUAGCCAGAGAAAAUCUAAAAAUUGUAUACAAAAUUCAAAAGCUUCAUCACCUCUUUUGUCCAUGAAAGUUUACCUAGGCCUCAAAUAUUCCAAAUGUUGCAGGUUUUUUUGGUUUUUUUUCGUAUUGGCAGCUAGAAAUUUCUUAUACCUGUAUUCUUAUCCAGUUAUUGAGAUUAAAGUGAAUGUUUCUUCAGGUUGUAAUUUCAUUCCUUUACUUUAUGAAUGCCAUGUUUACAAUAUUACUGUAGAUCAGUGGUAAUGUAAACAGUGUUUUCAACACUGCCUUGCAUGCAUUCAGAUGUUAGCAAAAAUAUACCAAUAAACAAUACUGAUUGUAUCAUCUUCAUGUAAAUAGAAAAUUGGUUUUUGUGGUCGAAUAGAUAGGGGUAAAACAGACCGUGCGCUAGAUGUAAAUUAGUAUAUGGAAUAGGAUAACAAAAAUGCAUGUGGGUGAAAUGAUGAUUUAAGUAUUGUUUUAUGUUAAUAAUAAUAUACAAGUAUUGCAGAUUUCAGGGCAGUGAUGGGCAUGAUAAAAUUAUCAAGACCUGUGGGUUGCAAACUUUCUAUAGAAAGUCUUACUUGUAUCCGUUUUGUUUCAUUUUUUUCAAUAAUUUCCUGCUCAAAAAAUAGUUGCCCUUUUUAUAUAAUACUGUAAUAAUAAUAUUUAUUGUACCUUAAAAGUAUUAUACCUUUCUGAAAUGUCCUUUGCUCGCAUACGUAAAUGUCAAACAACUCCUUUUUUUGUACUCCAUACUUAAUAACUAAAUUAAAGGUUUCUUACAUUUUUUUAGAUAAAUUUUAGAUAAAAUUAGAUUUUUUUUCUUUUGAUUGCUUUUUCUUUUGCUUUCAUUUUCGUAAUGUGAUGUCUUUCAAAAUUGAAAAUCAUAUAUGAUAGAAAGUUAUUCUUACAUGAUUGUCUUUUUUAAGCUUCAUAUAAUUGCUCUACAUUUUAAGUUGUAUAUUAAAAACAUCCUUUAACUGUUAAAUAUAGUUAGGAUCUAGCUUGUUGUAGGAAACUCAAAAUAGAAGUAGAAUCUAUAAGGGUUGUUAAUGGGUUAUAAAAAUUAGUAUUGUUCUAUUGUAUUGUGCUGUUUCUAUUGUGUCUAUAGUAUACACACUCUACACAAUCAUCAUUUUGUUAAAAUUUGAGUCACUAUCAUAUAGUUGAAAUAUAUCUUGUUUAUAAUUUGAUGUUAAAAUUUGCAGGGUAUAAAUCUCAUAUUCAGUGGCAUAUGUAGGAGUUUUGAAAUAUGAUGGGGGGGUGGGGCUGAUGGGGAAGCAAAGGUGAAGUGGGGGCUCGAUGAUGAGGUGAAGGGGUCCAGGGAUGGUGCCAGCAGGGGCGGUGGAAGGGGGCUUAAGCCCCCCCCCAUCGGCCAAACCUCGUUGGGCAGUUGGACCAAAAAAAAAAGGGUCUAGUUUUCCCAUCAUAGUACUAUACUGCCUACGCCAAGCCAAAUCUGUCUCGGCAAUCACUUCGUCUGGGUUUGAUCAGUCAAGCAGAACAUAACAAUGGUGAAUCGACCAUUGACAGCCAUCUAGAAGUCACAAUUUUUCUUUAAAAAUCUUGUUUUGGGAAUGGAAACACCCCCCUCACAUACCCACCCCUGGCUGCCCUCGGAUAACGCUGUGCGCUAUAGUUACACCCUUAAAUACUUGAGCCUUUACAUCAACCUUUAUGUGAGUGGUCUUUGGUGUUAAAUCAAAAAUUCUCUUUGGCCCUCCGACCCAUUUUUGGUUCCUAUGCUUUCAAGCAAAGGAACCUUUAGGAUGCGCUGUUUUUUUGUAAACAGGCAAAGGCGACUUACCAGAUAUCUGUUCGUUAUGAACGUCUAUACCAAACUGGAUAUGACGUCGUGCCCUAUUUAAUAAUUUUCUAUUUUGACGAAAAGAAUAGUAAACUGCAUAAGAGGAAAAAUUUAUGGACUGUUGUUUACUUUCGUUGUCCAACUGUCUUAAAUGUGAUGGAUUGGACUCCAGGGACUUUCCUGGGUAGUAUGGACAGAAAACUUUAUCUGCACUCCAAAAAGCAUCAAUUUUAUACCCGAUACUGUGGUUUGGAUAAGGUUCUACAGACACAGCAUAGAAUUGUGUUGUGGUUUGAUAAAAACAUACUUGACAGGAUAAUCCUUUUGCAGCUUCUAUCGGAAGCUAGACUAUGUAUAGUAAACCAUUGUUGGCUCCGAUCCAUAGUUAAUGUAGGGGGGGGGGGGGCCCC
Anneissia japonica is the source of this 5203-nucleotide messenger RNA. RefSeq names its product carnitine O-palmitoyltransferase 1, liver isoform-like. The transcript has 17 exons. Gene Ontology annotation, cellular component: mitochondrion. Gene Ontology annotation, molecular function: carnitine O-palmitoyltransferase activity. Gene Ontology annotation, biological process: carnitine metabolic process; fatty acid metabolic process. Bases 128 to 2449 code for a protein of 773 amino acids. Lineage: Eukaryota; Metazoa; Echinodermata; Crinoidea; Comatulida; Comatulidae. The record is from RefSeq and is a predicted model, not a curated record.